Molecule: messenger RNA, 2392 nt
Organism: Drosophila obscura
Lineage: Eukaryota; Metazoa; Arthropoda; Insecta; Diptera; Drosophilidae
Exons: 4
Coding region: 214-2073 (619 amino acids)
Source: RefSeq, a predicted model, not a curated record
GGUAUAUUUGAUCCAUAAAUCCGCGGUCACACUUCGCCCCGCCGCGAAAUAAUAUCAGAAAUUAGCUCGAUUUCGAGAAAAAGCGUCAACAAAGGGAUCAAGGCAAGGCAGUAGACUUGAGACCGGAUAGACUCCAAGUCGGGAGAUUAACAGAGGGACAAACGAGAUUCCAAACAGUCGACUCGUAGUGCACACACCAGUGUGUGCAAUUAAAUGGCAAAUGGGAGCAACGGCAGUGCUAACGAUGCGACAACGGCUACCCAGGAGGAGCAACAAGCGCCACAGAAGGAGCAGCAGUCCCACCUGACGGGAGUGGGACGCGGCAAGGAGCCGUGCUCGUCAACAUCCAAGGGAGUGAACGACCUGGUGGCAGACCUCUGUCUGAAUGUGAGUCUGUCAGGCAGUGGCAGUGGCAGCCACCGCAAUGACGGCGGCUACGGUGACUACACAAAUAUGCGGGCCAGCACAUCCACCGGGGGCACAACGGCUGUCACUGGAAGCUCCUCCUCGUCUUCGUUCUCCUUCAAGCACUUUCUCAACAGUAGUGGCACUGUGACCGCGCCCACGAGCACAGUUACCUCCGUGGAUGCCACAGCCGCAGUGCAGACAUCGACGGGAGCCCGGCCCAAGGUGCCGCAGUCGGCCUCGGGCUCGCUCAUGCAGCCACCGGACGCAAACGGGAGCAGUGCCUCCUCCAAAAUGAAGCGCUCUCCGCGCUUCAGUUCCUUUGACUCGCAGGCGAGUCUGGCCGAGUAUGCGGCCUGUGGAGGAGGAGCUGCAGCACCCAGCAGCAGCGGAUGCCGUCAGCGCCCGGAUCUGCGGCUGGGCCAUGACGAUGUUCAUGCCCUUGACAAUGACGACGACGAUCACGUAUCUCUGGCCCAGGUGCGCAACAACAAGCUCUUCGACGAGCGGAUAGACGAUGACAUCUUUCCGUCGGCAUCCUCCAAUUUGGAUUCAAGCAGUUCCAGCUCGCGGUACGUGCCACGCUCCUACUCCAGCUACGACAUGCCGCCCCAUGUACCAUGUCCCUCAUCCUCGCCUCGACGACGACCGGCCGGAAAUCGGGAUUUGCGCCCCAACCGGUUGGUUCUGACAGCUGCUCCCAAAAUGAAGCUGGACCUGCCCCUGGAUACAUCAAAUAUGACAGGAGCCGGACCUGGUGGUGGAGGGGGAGCAGCAGCUGCAUUGCCAGACUUUGUGCAGGACCACUUGCCGGAUGCAUGGUGCGCCGUACAGGAUGCACACCUGCGCUCGCCACCCAACUCUCCGUUGGGCGCUGCCGAGGCUCCUAGCGGCGCAAUGGGUGGUGGCCUGCUGCCAUCGGCGCUUGCCUCCCUUGGCCUGCCUGGUGUUGCUUCCCUGCCCGGUCCGGUGCCCGGUGGAUUGUCUGCCGAGUCCGGUCCAGGGCCGUCCGCUGGUUCCACCGCCAAAAUGCUGCCCGACUUCCUCUCCGAUGGCCCCAUCAUUCACUCGUCCCAGCGCCUGGCCGAUGUGGCCAUUGGGCUGCCCUCCAAUUCCAUUGACUCGCCGCCCCAGGAAGCGGCCGGCCCGUUGCAGCUAUCGACGAUGCGUGAGGAGAACGAACGACUGCAGCGUGAGCUGCAAGAGACUCGAGCGGAGCUGAACGCCCAGACCAGGCGAGCUCACGACUUUGAGCAACAGCUCCUUCAGCUCUCGGAGGCAUCGCGCCGGCGGGAAACGCUGGCCACGACGGCCAACACCCAGAACACGCAGCGUUUGCGACGCCAGGUGGCCCAGUUGGAGGCGGAACUCUUUGCUUUGCGUGGUGGCACGGAUGGCGCCAUGGGAGGUGCUACCGUUGUGACUCCUGGUGGCUCCAGUGGCACGGGCAGCAGCGGGAGCAGCACAACGCGUCCGUCCAGAACGCAUCAGGUGUCGCGGGACCUGAGAAGUGCCGCCGACAAUGCUGAACAGAAUUUGAGGCAACUUCUCACUGGCGUGGACAAUCUGCGCCAAAUUGCGGCCAGCCUCGAGCAGUCAACAGCCCCGUCAACAGCCACGUCAACAGCCACGCCAAGAAGCCCAGAUCUGUAUCCCGAAUUCAACUGAGCAACCACCGCGGUAGCAGCAGCAGAAGAUUGGACAGAUUGGGGAACUCGGACAGAGCAGCAGCUGCUCCUCCAGUUUCGGUUAUUGUUGUUUGUGUAAUCAUUGUAGGCCCCGGAUGCCGCCUAGAGCUUGUUUAUAGAGAACGCCCGCCCCCGCGCGUAUAUUUUAUGUUUCUCGUCGUCUCGUAUAUUUGUUGCAAAGGUUUGCGUUAGGUCGGGUAAGGGGUAAGGGUAGAGAGGAUGGACAAUGUGAGAAUCAAAGCGCAAACUCGUGAUGUUGAUUGAUAAAGGAAAAUACAUGCAUAUAUUAUAUUAUUACA